Molecule: messenger RNA, 1859 nt
Organism: Trichoderma atroviride IMI 206040
Lineage: Eukaryota; Fungi; Ascomycota; Sordariomycetes; Hypocreales; Hypocreaceae
Source: RefSeq, a predicted model, not a curated record
AUGAUCCUUCAAGCCUCUUCACAAGCUGUCAGCUAUCAAGAGCUCUUUGAGAAUGUGAGAGGCAAGAAAAUCUUGGAUAAUCCCGACGGCCACAACGCAGCAGUCAUCCUCACAACGCCAAGCUUUGCCAGAGACCUCGAAAAUGCAGACAUCAUGGGCCAAUUUGCCAGAUUGAUGGCCGGUUCAGCAGAUGUGGACAAGUUUCAUGUUCUAAGCGCCGUGGUCGACCGUCUCGCAGCUCCAGCAGGGUCACUCAGAUCUCACGAGGGGAUAUCAGUUCUACGAGGUCACUUGGACCAUAUGCUACCGCAUCUAUGGCAGCCGCUAUCGCCAAAGUCCAAGGAUGAUGCAGAUUCAGUAUCUGCUUUGACGUUUAAUCUUGGAGACCCCUCGGUGACGCUGCCCCUGGCUAGAACCACAUUCCACAAUAGCAGACCAUCCACACUCUUGACAUCUGAGUUUGAUCUGGCUCAUAGCGUGCCUCGACUCACUCAACAAACCGAAAAGCACUCACAGUUUGUGAAAGUCUCGCUGGACCGUGAUAUCGAGUCACUGGCGCAUCUUGAUAUGUGGGCACCCCUGAUGCCAUUGACUCAGCCUCGGACCGUGACUGAAAGCUUUGGAAACAUCAUUCGAGGUAUCGAGGUCGACGGGAAUACUAUCCCAGCAUCCACCGAACUAGAGGACAUUGUCAACAAGCUUCAUAAGCAAAAUGGCCCAUCUGGCGUUUUAUCUGGCCCAGUAGGAGUCUGGGCAAUGGUUACCCCUGACCGUAACGCAUCAGGUGCGCUAGAGGAAUGGUUCGAGGAAGCCCCCGAGCCCAUAACGGCACUGCCAGAUAUCGAUGAUAUCAGGGAAACUGUAAAGGCCACAGCUCAACAUCUCAAGCUGCUUUACAGCCACGGCGGUCGCUUGUACAAGAUAUUGAGCGGUGGCGGCGGAUGGGGAGCCAAAAAGGGACUGUUGUCUCUCGACCCUCAGCGCGCACACUUUUCUCUUUCGGAGGAAGAGGAAAUGCAAAACUUUAUACAAUCGAUGAAUGGCGGAGGCUUCACUCCCGAAGGCUCACAGAUUCAAUUUUUCAUGUCUGCACCAGCUCUGCCAGAAAAUACUGCGGAGCCCUUUACACCUGGUGUUGUCUUUGGAGUUUCUGGGGAUGUUGCAGUUCCCAGCGAGGCCGAUCCGAUAAAUGGCUUCAUAGGACAGCAUUUUGGCGCGCUUUCAAACUCGGCCAUCUAUCUCUCUGGACAAGGGCUGCCCGGUGGCAAGGAGACGAAGCUGAGCGUGCCGCAUUCUAGAGUGUACAGCAGAGAACCUGAGGUCAAGAUGGGUGCUUUUGAAAGCCUCGCGUAUGGGCUGGCAGAUGCUGGAACAAUAGUACUAGCAGGGCUGAAGCAUUAAGAAGGUGUACGAGUAGGUGUGGGUAGAUUCAUUGUAUCAUAUAUCGAGUGAUGAGGCGGCCACCCCUUUCUAUCUAAUACUUGUAUAUAUCGCCUCUUAUUCUGCUAAUCAAUAUGCAUCAUCAUAACAACUCUACUCAGUCUUCUUCUUCUUUCGUUCUAAGCCCUCGGCCAUCAACGCUGCAACAUCAUCUAUGCUCGUCCCCCUCUUUCUCUUUCCAAUCUUCUCCUGUCCAAGUACCCCGUCUUCCGCGACUGCUUUAUAAAUUCCCGCGAUGCCCUCAAACACCGUCCUAUCCCAAUGGCCCUCCUCAUGGAACGUCUUGGAAAUCUCCUCCAUCUCCCUCACCCAGCGAUAGGCCUUUGGCGGCAUCCCUACAACACCCUUUUCCGCCCUCGUCAACAUGGCCGGCACCAUGAUACCCAGCUCCCGCUUCAGCUCAUCCGUCACCCCAAGGC